AUGGAUCCUCCACAGUUGACAUUGUGGGUUUCAACUUCAUCAAAUAACCAGUCUCCUGGGCCUAGUGCCGACAUGGACCAGCAGGACUUUCAGGAAUUUACCGAAGGAGCUGUCAUGUUCAACGUCAGUGCCUCCGAGGAUUUAUAUAUAGGCAUCUCAGCGCCAACAAUCAACCCCAAAUACUUUUCUGGCAUUUAUAACUUCAAGGUCGCCGCGUCGACCGAUGCUCCCUACUUCAGCUACGAUGAAUCGUCGGAGGCGGAUCUGAUAUGGGUAGACAGCGAUGCAUCUGCUGCCCUGCUGAUGACACACAACCUCACAACUAGCACUGACGAGGCGGUUGACCAGCAGGUCAUGAGCACAGAGCCAUACGUGAUGUUUGCUCAGAAUGAUCAGGACCGGUCGAUCAGCGGCCUUCGAUACUCGUACUGUGGCUUGACGAACUAUGCACAGAUAGCGGCUGUCCGAAAUGGCAAAUUUGCAAGCAUGGUUACGACAGGCAUGACGAGGCGUGGCGCUGGCAACCUCCCAAAGCAGCAAUUCUAUUUCAGCGGUCUGAACGCGAGCACGAACUACGCUGGUAUCUUGGCUAGGAAUACAGCUACAUCUACCACCAGCGUCGGCGCUGGCGGGCAUGUGUUCCGAGCUACCAACUUCACAACGAAGUCUCAGGGAGGAAACUGUGCGGUAGUCUUCAACCUGACCUUCUGCGAUGAGGUUGCGUAUGCUGUUCCCAGCAAUAACAACACGUUUCCUAACGCCACGCUCCUGGCAAACUUCUACGAUGACUUCGCGCAGGAGAUGUAUUCGAACUUCGAGAAGAAUCUCGCCCAGAUUCAGUGCGAGGCUGAGUCGACACAAAGAUACUCCCUGGUGAGGAACUGUUCGCAAUGUGCCGAGGCAUACAAGGCCUGGCUGUGCUCGGUCACCAUUCCUCGCUGUGAAGACUUCGCAAAGGAGGACUCGUAUCUCUGGCCACGGGCCAUCACGCAACCGUUUCCGGACAAGUCUACACUAUCGCAGUCCGUCAUAGAAAGCAUUCAGAAUAACAAGACCAGCGGCGUCGACUCCUCGCGCCUCCCACGGAUCGACGAGUUUGUCAAGCCCGGUCCCUAUAAGGAGGUCCUCCCCUGCGAGGACCUCUGCUACAACAUCGUCCAGAGUUGCCCUGCAUCUCUGGGCUUCUCUUGUCCACAGCCGGGCAUGAUUGGCUUCGACCAGAGCUACGGCCGGCGGUCCGAGGAGGAUGCCAACGGGGUGAUUACUUGCAACUACCCCGGCUCGGCCCACUUCUUCUCUUCCUCGGCUCUCGUAUCAAUACCUUGGGUGACGAUGACCCUUGCGGCCAGCCUGAUGGCUCUCGUCCUUCUCUAG
Phaeoacremonium minimum UCRPA7 is the source of this 1374-nucleotide messenger RNA. Its product is annotated as putative calcium influx-promoting protein ehs1 protein. Gene Ontology annotation, molecular function: protein binding; calcium channel activity. Gene Ontology annotation, biological process: calcium ion import across plasma membrane. The coding region runs from base 1 to 1374 and encodes 457 amino acids. NCBI's taxonomy places the organism in Eukaryota, Fungi, Ascomycota, Sordariomycetes, Togniniales, Togniniaceae. The record is from RefSeq and is a predicted model, not a curated record. The transcript is spliced from 2 exons.